Molecule: messenger RNA, 679 nt
Organism: Phanerochaete carnosa HHB-10118-sp
Lineage: Eukaryota; Fungi; Basidiomycota; Agaricomycetes; Polyporales; Phanerochaetaceae
Exons: 3
Coding region: 265-615 (116 amino acids)
Source: RefSeq, a predicted model, not a curated record
CUCCGUGUCGCCUUGCUGCAGAACAGGGCCUUGAGCGUAUGUUUCACGCGCAGCAACGACCCCAGGGUCCGUCUGCAUAAGGGGCCCCGCCUAUCCGUGUCUAGACCACCUUCGGCGGCUCUCUUCGCCCGACCCGGAGGCCAGCAGCUGUUUCUUUUACUUGGCAAGCCGCCGGCGCCCACGAUUCUGUUGAAUAGGGCGCUCCCAAUGCCCGUAGCUCUGCUUGGGUUUUCCCUGGGAGCGAUUUCGAGAAGGCCGCGUAUGAUGCGCCUGCCGGCCUCGCGCGGGGCCGCCCUGUCGUCACCAGCGCAAUAUUUCUUCACUCUGCUCGUCUUCUGGCCUGUACUGCUCGCACUUCUGAGCACCAAAGACGCGCAAGGACGUCCUCUCGGGCGGUGGCGCUGGGCGGUCCGAUGCAUGACCGUCGACGCGUCCCGCGGGUGCUGGUUCGUUUUGCUGGAUUUAGGGCCUACUAAAUGGAUUUUGAUGCCAUCUCAGUUCUCCCCGAACGGCGCGAGGCUAUGCGGACGCGACCAGAUGCUCACCAGAUCGCUCCCGCGAAGGCGGGUGACUGGGUUUUUUGUCGGUGAUGGGGCUACUCAGGACGGCUGCUAGCAGUAGUGGGGAUGUCAUCGAUGAAGCACAUUAUACGCUAUGUGGGGCCAAGCAGCAACAGACA